GGUGGAGUUGGUUAUACCGUUUUUCUCCUGAUUCAAAGAUAAGAUGAUCAGAUAAAUACUGGCUUCUCUAUCAAUUGAACAACUCUGAAAGACGAAAACGCAAACAACACCUCUGCUUUUGACAAUGGCAUGAUAUGAGGCAUGUCUCCUAAGAAUCGAGGAAAGAAGGGCAAAGGCCAUCAUCGAUCAUCUGCUUCGCGCUCGGGCUCAACCUCGGAUCUGCUCAGUCUGACGCCUCUCGAAUCUAACAGCCAUCAGACUCCCUUGGAUGCUGUCCAGAGCUUCGAUCCAACCCAGCAUGAGCAACUUGAUGAGGUUGUAGCUUCUUCACCGAUUUCAUCAGAAUCUGCGUCAUCAGAAGCAGAUGGCGACAUUGAGGUCCCCCAACCAGACGGCGAUGUCUUGCACCGCCCAGGCCAUGUGAGGCAGACGUCAGGCUCAUCUCUGGGACGGAGCACACCACAUGCCUUUGCGCCUCCAUUCUACAAUCGACCACCAACACCAUUACCUCCUUCGCCUUCGCUGACAUCUCUGCUUCGCCCGCCGUUUUCUGCCCAAACAUCACGUCCAACCACGCCCGAUAGUUCUGAUGCCGAGACGCCUAAUGACACCGAGGCUGUUGUCGCCAAGUCUGCCCGUACCGCCACGACAGUGCCUCGAGCGAGCCCAAAAGUUCCCACUUACGAAUACUACGGAUUUGCGCUGUAUUUAGGGUCAUCCCUUGCCUUUUUGAUUUACCUCCUCUGGUCAUAUCUACCGUCUCCAUUUCUACAUCAACUCGGCAUUCAUUACUAUCCGAACAGAUGGUGGUCUCUUGCGAUACCUGCAUACCUCGUUGUCACGGUUCUAUAUAUCUACGUUGCCUUGGCGUCGUAUAACACGGGAUACUUGACGCUGCCAAUGUCGAGUAUCGAGAAUAUUGUUGACGAAACCGCGAACAUUGCCGCGCUUGAUAGCAAAGGCCGUGUCCGUUUGCCGAAUCGCAAUCGAGAGUCCAAAGCUGGCAAGUUCUCAGCCAAUACGAUCGGAAUAGAGUUGGAUGGGUACGAAGACGAGACCACAAAAGUGCCGUGGCGGACACUCUGGGGCGAUGGCACCAAUGCGGUCAUGGAUAUACCCGUUGGAGGCGUCUGCGAAAUUUUGUAUGGGGAUGACAGAGAUCCUGAAUGGGAUGAUCUCGUGGACCUUGAAGAUCUUGAUGAUCUCGACUAGCGUCUUGCCCCUUGUUAUAUUGAUUAUUAUUAUUAUACUUGCUUAUGAUACCCAUUUGGAUUGAUAACGUCUAUAGUUAAUGGCUUACUUGCCCUCCCACCACUUUCAUGUUGAGAUCAUUCGACCGGGG
Messenger RNA from Xylona heveae TC161, 1342 nucleotides. Its product is annotated as PIG-P-domain-containing protein. The transcript has 2 exons. Lineage: Eukaryota; Fungi; Ascomycota; Xylonomycetes; Xylonales; Xylonaceae. The coding region runs from base 142 to 1212 and encodes 356 amino acids. The record is from RefSeq and is a predicted model, not a curated record.